AUGGAAGUUCGAAGGCGAUCGUCGAAAGAGCCGUCCAGGAGAAUGCAUUACGAGGUGCGCCCCCGAACGCAGAGGACAGCCUCGUACGGAGCGGGUCUCUCCGACCCCAGCUCGCAGGGAGAAAACAUGGAAAUCUACUACAACGAAGCCAAGUACCUCAGCAAAGAACAAAUGAAGGCAUACAUACACAAAAUGAAAAAAGAAAUUAAAAACUAUAAACUUCGAGAAAUGAAUUACAAAAUCGAAAUAAAAUAUCUGAGGAGGAAAAUAGAGAGAUUAAAAGGGAUUAUACAGAAUGAUACAUUUUUUUUAAAUCAUCAGAGAGGGGGUUCCGUACGAAGUCACCACAGUGGGUUCUCCUUCAAGAGUGGCAUGAACAAAGUGAAUUCGGAAGACGGUACGCAUGCCGGGUGGUACAAAAGGGGCAACAUUUCGGAGGGAAAUUACCACCACAGAGGGUAUACGCAAAAGUAUGACAGUGCUCGCGAUGGUGGUCACCACGAUCGAAAUCGCAGCCACAGUUACAGUCACGGUCACGGUCGUAAUCGCAGUAAUAGUCGCAGUCACAGUCACAGUCGCAAUCGCAGUCGCGUCUUUGAGGACAACCGUUCUGAGGCGAAAUUUUCAAACGUGUCAAUAAGAAGCAUCAACGCGAGUAUACACAACAACAAGCGAAUAAACGUGCGGAAUUUUAAUGGCAGGUUUAGUGACACGUGCAGAAGGAGCGAUCACAAUCAGGUGACACACUUAGAGAAAGUACAGGCAGAUAAUAAUACCAGAGGAAGCAUGGACCGAUUCAACAGCUUGAAGAAGCAUUCGAGGGAUCACUCGAGAGACCACUUGAGAGACCACUCGAGAGACCAUUUCGUUCACACCGUUCCCAUGGCCAGGGAAGUAAAAAAAGAUAACCCCUGUGAAGAUCGCAUGUGUUUGGCAAUAAAAAGAGGCUCCGAUUCUUUCCGUUCCAAUAGAAGCUGCUCCUGUACAUCCAAAUUCAAGCUGAAAAGUCACCUCAUUUCGAAUAGCAAUCAUAUACGUAAUAUGUCUAGCGAUAUAAACAACACCAUUUCGAAGGACAUAAAAAAUUAUUACAGUUCCAAGCAGAGCAUACUUUCUGGCACUAGUCAGCAACUGCUUAAUCGCAACUCCUCAUCUGUUCAGAAAGGACCUAGUGGACGAAAGGAUGUGGAAUCGAAAACAGAUUCGUGUGGUAAACACAUGAGUAUAGAAAAACUUAGUAAGUUAACACCAAGAGAAAUAAAAAAAAAAAUCAAUUGCGAUUUUUUUGAUUAUGCUCAUCAUCAGAGAAUCCUUAGGAAAAAAUAUAUCUCACCUUAUGCGUUUAAACGGGAUACAAGUUUGAGUAGGAUGGCUAGCUGUGGUAAGGUCACGCAACGGAGUGGUUCCCAGGUGAAUGCAGCGGAGGAGAAAAAUGGGGAAGACAAUGGAGAACUGAGCGACGGCGGGGACUCCAUUAAAAGGGUCAAACUGUACUUGGACAAGCAGCGGGAGAAGAGGAACCCGCCCGCCGUUUCGACCGCCACGCCUAGCAUGCCUAGCACUAUGCUUACCGCUGCACCCACCACGCCUAGCAUGCCUAGCACUACGCUUGCCGCCACCCCCACUAGUGCGAAGAAGCAUGACGGGGUAUCAGCCAGAGGAGGGGCCAAAGCAGUUACCACGGGAACCGUCCUAAUCAGUAAGGAGAAAAAAAAGAGCGAGACAAACUCGAACGCCAAGGGGAGCCACACAGAGUAUCGAGAUGGAACCCAUUUGAAAACAAACCAAACGAAACAGCGACAAAACGUGUUAGAAAGUAUCAAGAAAAGCAUAGAUUCAGACAUUAAGGAAAAUUUUAAAAAGGAGUUAGAGGAGUUAAAAAGGAGGAAAGACAUACUAGUAUCCAAGCGAAGUGAUUACUGUGACCUGUCCUUCGGCAGUACCAGCAGCAGUGAUAGCAGCCGCGGUGGUAGGCGGCCCGCUGAAGGGGUGGGGAACCCAAGCAAAGGGGGAGCGCAGUGCAAAGCUGUGAAUAACCCUUUGAAAGAAUCGAGUAUUUUAAAUAUCUCCUUCAAUGACCUUGAUAAGAGAAUAAACAACUUGAAAAAUUAUUUGAAGAAUUCCAACGCGUGA
This is a messenger RNA of Plasmodium cynomolgi strain B, 2133 nucleotides long. RefSeq lists its product as hypothetical. The transcript is spliced from 3 exons. NCBI's taxonomy places the organism in Eukaryota, Apicomplexa, Aconoidasida, Haemosporida, Plasmodiidae. Bases 1 to 2133 code for a protein of 710 amino acids. The record is from RefSeq and is a predicted model, not a curated record.